AUGAGGCCAGAUCCUUCGAAUUCUAUAAAUUACAGCUCUACUUUCAAGACCGUGAAAGCAGUAAAAGAUGUAGUUAGUACUGACGUGUCGGAGUAUGUUGAGAACUCUCCACUAGGGGUAAUUAUCAAGCAACUCCAUUGCAAAAAACGACAUGAGCUUUGGUUUUUGAUAGAAGAACAGCCUGCCCUUUUCUCGCUAUUUGAGUUUGAAGAUAUCACAGGUUUAAACUGUGAUCCAAUACCUGAUGCAAUGGUAGUGGAAGAUGUUGAGGAAAGUAAUCAUUUUUGGGCGCUGUUCAAACUGAGACGCCCCCGUUCAACCCCAAGCGCUGAGGACAUACUUGAACCAUGUCGAUCUCCUGAUGUUUGCAGAUCCUGGUCCAUGGAAGACCAGAUUAGGCUGUGUUAUUUGGCCAUCUUGACAGGCGGUUUACUUGCCCUUGAUCGAAGAGAAGCUAUCCCUCCUGCUAAAGCGAAGCUGCUUAUGGAUUUGGAGACUUUCGAGCAGUAUCCCUGGGGAAGAGUGGCUUUUGUUGAACUUGUCCAUCAGAUUAAGACCGCAACAAAAAGUGGUAAGAUUAAGAAUUCCAGUUAUGUCUACAAGGGGUUCGUGCAAGUAAUUCAGGUAUGGGCGUACGCUUAUAUACCCUGUGUUGGAGAAGCAAUUGGUCGUCCUAUCAGUUCACAUGGUAUAUUGUUACUGAGGUUCAAAGGCAAGAGUGGAAAGCUCUCCUUGAAUGAUACAUUUAAUAAAGCGAAGGUAACUUGUAUGUGCACGCGAAGCUUGAAUGAAGUUUAUCCGGUUUGGGAACAACAAGAUGAGGAUCCUGAGAUUGACAAUCUUUUGGAGUUCCUUCGCCAACACAAAUCCUUGAGUACCAUUACUUGGCAAGCCUUGCCGGUUUACCCAUUCACACCGGUUAAAUGUAACAAGCGUGUUGCAAGCCAAAUGAAAUCGAAGAAAUCAAAGAAGGUGGCAAGCAGCAAGCAAGAGAACACAGCAGAUGGAGAUAAUCUAGAAUCUCGAAUCGCUCAGCUGGAAGAAUUUCAUCAAGUCAAAACACUCGCACACGAUCGGUUUUCUAACACAAAGCUGCCAGCAAAACCAGCAAUAUUAGAAGACAGCAUAGGAGAGCCUUCAGUACAAGGAAUUGGUGGACCCCAGGACCCGGGUAAAGAAGAAGAGAAACAAGCAUACAAACCAGUCGAGGAAGUUCACCCAGACGAGAAGCCAGGAGCAGACAUAGACGAGGAACUGGCAUUUGAGGGAGAAGGAAUAGAGAAUGCAGGAGAAGACAUAACAGAUGGAAUCUUCCAGAAUAUAAAUCAAUCUUACUCCCCGGAGGAAGCUGAGCCUUCAAAGAAACAUGAUCAACGCUUGUUAACUCCAAAGGAAGUUCUCACAGACGAUAAUGCAGGAACUUGCAUAGACGAGGAACUGGCAUUUGAGGCCGAAGGAAUAGAUAAUGCAGGAGAAGACAUAUAUACGAAGAAGAGUUACACGUUAAUGGAAUGGGAGGACGUAGUAUAUGGUCCACCUGCAGAUUCAGAUCGUACAAAGCUAGUCAAUUUUAUGUGUAAGAGUGAUUCCAUUUAUCCAAUUGGCUCGGAAAUAAGUGCCAGUAAGUUCUUCGAGGUAUUCAUGCAGCCGAGGGAGUGGUUGACAGACGAUGUAAGAGAUCUUACAUUUGACACAUACCUAGCCAUGGUAAUUUCCAUUCCAAAUCGAACUAUCAAACUCUAUGAUAGUGGGAAGCGUACGAAAGGAGAUGCUGCGAUAAAGAAAGAGGCGGAGCCGUUUGCCUACAUGAUUCCCUACGCGUUAUGGUUUUACGCAAAAGAAGAAAACAAGCAAUCAAUGGAUCAUGCGGAUCAUCUUACGGAUGACAAUAUGGCCGUAGUGAGGAUGAAACUCGCUGUGGAGAUGUAUUUAGCAACAACAAAAGCAGUCUACAAUAUGUGGGAUACCUCAUUUCUAACAGAUGUCAUUGAUGGUCGUCUUAACUAG
Molecule: messenger RNA, 2007 nt
Organism: Raphanus sativus (radish)
Lineage: Eukaryota; Viridiplantae; Streptophyta; Magnoliopsida; Brassicales; Brassicaceae
Exons: 10
Coding region: 1-2007 (668 amino acids)
Source: RefSeq, a predicted model, not a curated record